Clunio marinus is the source of this 730-nucleotide messenger RNA. Lineage: Eukaryota; Metazoa; Arthropoda; Insecta; Diptera; Chironomidae. The record is from the annotation of a GenBank genome assembly.
GGAAUCGGUUAAGGGGCGCGGUAUGUUAUUAUCGUGAAUUUAUUUUGUACUUCAACAUUUAAUAAACAAAUUAUUUAAGUUACAAAUAUUUAAAUCGAUUAACAAUGCUCCAGAAAAAACAUAUUUUAACUGUUUUAUCAAUUAUUUUAAUUGUAGACUCAACUGUUGCCAUUUGGUGUUAUCGAUGCAAUUCAGCAACACCUGGCUGUUCAGACAACUUCAAUUGGAAAGGUAUUGGAUACUUAGGAGAUCCAUGUCCUGAGGAUGACGAUAUUUGUGUAAAAAUUGUCGAACGAAAAGGAGCAUCUGAAACGAUCACAAGAGACUGCUUAAGCGCUUUAGUGCCUUAUCGUACUGAUAUUCCCGCUGAUAAAUACGAAGGAUGUCGAAAAGGAACUUAUGAUCCUAAACUGGCAAAUUAUGUCAACAACUCCAUUAAGCAAGUUAAUGUCAAGCGAAAUUACUUUGAUGAAACAAUUUUCUGUUUUUGUUUCCUUGAUCAUCGUUGCAAUGGAUCAUCAGCUCUUAGUUAUUCAACGAUUCUGCUAUUUACUACAACCUUUCUUAUCAUUUUUAGUCUCAUAAGACAAAACUGAAUCUUAUAUUCAACGAAAAUUCUUAAACAUUCCGUCCAAGUAUUUCAUGACAUAAGAUUGAAUCUCUUAAUUUAAAGCUUACCUUUUGCACAAAACAAACGUUUACAAAUAAAAAAUAGUUUUCUAUACAAAAA